ACAGAAACUCUGAGGGACCCUGACAACCACUAUGGAUUUGGGACUGAUAAUGGAGGUGGAGGAACUGCAGAGCUUCUGCUCUACCUCCAACAAAGAUUUGGUCCUGUCACUUCAUUCAGUGGCAGCUACAGAGCUGAUCGAUGGGAGCUCAACAUUAACAGGACAUCAGAUGAGAAGAGAGGAUGUGAGAACGGUGAUGUAAGGCUACAAGGUGGGGCGAGUCCUUACAAUGGCUAUGUUGAGUUCUGCUGUGACAGAGUAUGGGGAGGUGUCUGUAGUGAUGGGUGGGACGCUAACGACACUAGGGUUGUUUGCAGGCACCUAGGUUUUGACGCCGGAGAUGGUGUACUUAUUGAUGCACCUCCUGAUGCUGCUGAGAAUGCACUGGCAUUUCUGGAUCCAAUCACAUGUACAGGGUCUGACAGAUACGUGAAUGAGUGCAGUCAUAAUGUACUAUCAACAGCAGGAGAAUGUACCAAAAUAGCAGUUUCAUGCAGGAAAUUCUCUACUGCAGUUGGUGCUAGCUCCCCUAAGAGAGGCUCACUACUAACAUGGGCUGUAAUAGGAGUUGCAGUGUUCACCUUACUAGUAGCAUUUGUAGCAGUUAUAGUUCCACUACUGGUGGUAAUGUCCUCCAAGAGACACAGGAGGAAGCAGUUGGAGAGGAUGCAGCUCGACAUAAUGGCUGUAGCUGGUUUAAAUGUCCCCAACUUGGAGUCAACUCACAGAACACAAUCCAUGGUGGAAAAUGAACCAGAUGAAAAAGAAGCACCUGAUGAGGCUGGAGCCAACAACCCUUACUGCGAGCCAUGGCCAGCUAGUGAGUCGACAACCUUCUCACACAUAUCUUGGACCAGGGUUCCCUCGUAUCGUUUGAGAGAGUUGGCCAGGGGGAAGUUCCUGGUCAAGAGUGGAGAUAUUACUCUACUGGAGUGUAUUGGGGAAGGGGAGUUUGGGAUAGUCUACAAGGCAAGGCUGCAGCUAUCCAAGGCAGUAGUAGCUGUAAAGACCUUUAAAGGUGAUGUUGACCAGGUCGAGGUGGACAAGUUUCUGGAGGAGAGUCUGAAAAUGAGUCGGUUCAGCCAUGCACAUGUCAUGAGCCUCACUGGAGUCUGUCUGGAAGCUGGCUACAUAAUUAUGCCAUACAUGGCCAAUGGGAGUCUCCUCACCUAUCUCAGGAGAGAGAGAAAGAACCUCGUUUUACAUGAAUCUGAUGAAGAUGAGGUAGUGGAAGUUCGCAAGCGGCUGAUGGUCAUGUGCUCCCAGAUAGCCAGUGGGAUGCAAUACCUGGCGGCCAAUAAGUACAUCCACCGCGACUUGGCUGCCAGGAACUGCAUGAUCGAUGCACAUUUCCUGAUCAAGAUCUCAGAUUUCGGUCUGACGGAGGAUGUGUUUGAGAGGAACUACUACAGACAGGGCAAGAGCCAUGGGGAGAGAGUGAAACUGCCAGUCAAG
Geodia barretti is the source of this 1455-nucleotide messenger RNA. NCBI's taxonomy places the organism in Eukaryota, Metazoa, Porifera, Demospongiae, Tetractinellida, Geodiidae. The record is from the annotation of a GenBank genome assembly.